Molecule: messenger RNA, 3356 nt
Organism: Tupaia belangeri chinensis (Chinese tree shrew)
Lineage: Eukaryota; Metazoa; Chordata; Mammalia; Scandentia; Tupaiidae
Gene: CUNH2orf69
Product: chromosome unknown C2orf69 homolog
Exons: 11
Coding region: 1-1869 (622 amino acids)
Cellular component (GO): mitochondrion
Source: RefSeq, a predicted model, not a curated record
AUGACAUUGGAUAAAGGUCUCAGACUCUCCACACCUCAGCUCCCCUAUCCGUACGAUGAGGAAGCUGGACUCGGUUCUAAUUCCCUGAACCUGUCAUAUUUUGCAGACUGUAAUCAUACAUCCUCUAACAGUCUGCUCCUGGAGAAAGCCCGCAGAGCAUUUACCUCUUCAAGCAUUCCCCAGUCCAAGUACCUUUGGGUCUCACUACUUGAUUAUGUGGUAGUUGUGAUGGCAGUACAGCGUUUAGCAAAUUGGGAAAAGAACCUACCUUCCAACUUGUUUGCUCGAGUUGUGAUCAAGAGGCAAAAACUUACUACUUGGAAGAUACCUUUUUUAAUGAGUAUCUAUUGCCACUUCACUCCCCCAAAUCUCACUCACCACCAGAUCGCUCCAGAUGAAAAAGGACGAGCCCAGGCUGCAGCCCAAAGGCAUGCCAACCAAGCCCACCUGGUUGACCUGACUUUACCAGUUGGACAAGCAGCUGUUCCUAAUACUGAUCCUCACUGGAACUAUCAGGUAAAAAACUCUGACCCAGACUUUAUCCCUGCCAAGGACAUUCAAGGCUAUCAGAAACCUUGCCUUCCCUCCAGCAGUAGCCCAAGGCUAGAUAAACAUCACGUGAAAGGUAAACUUAGCGAAAAGAAGAACUCGGCAUAUUGGACAGCGACCUUCGGGCCGCAGCGGCUGCGCAUGCGCCACGCCUGCCGCCCGCUCUCGCCGGGAAGUUCCGUUCGAAACUUCCCGGCCUCGGCACAACCCUCCAAUCACAAACGUCCUUCCUGGGCCACGCCCCCCCACCGCCCCCUGCGGGAACCCAAGCCCGAUUUCGCGCGCACCCCUCCUCUCCUUACGCACGCGGCGCGUGGACGUCGCUUCCUGACGCCGUCGUCGCCCCCGCGCCGGCUCCCGCGCGGGCCGCCGCGGCCGGCACUGCUGGUGGCGGGAGGGGGGAGCCCCGAGCGGCGGGACCUCCCUACGGAGCCGGCGAAGGAGGAGCCGCCCCCGCCGCCCCAGCAUCACGUCCUCUAUUUCCCCGGCGAUGUGCAGAAUUAUCAUGAAAUUAUGACACGUCAUCCUGAGAAUUAUCAGUGGGAAAACUGGAGUUUAGAAAAUGUCGCCAACAUUUUAGCUCACCGGUUCCCCAAUAGUUACAUUUGGGUGAUAAAGUGUUCCCGAAUGCAUUUGCACAAAUUUAGCUGCUACGACAAUUUUGUGAAAAGCAACAUGUUUGGUGCUCCAGAACACAAUUCUGACUUUGGAGCUUUUAAGCAUCUUUAUACAUUAUUAGUUAAUGCUUUUAACUUAAGUCAAAACAGUUUGCUAUCAAAGAAUAUGAAUGUUUGGAAUAAAGACUCCACAGCAUCCAAUUGUAGAUCCAGUUCUUAUACUGCUAAUGGUUGCCAGGGAGAAAAAGAGAGGACCUGUGAAAAUUCUGAUGAGUCUGCCAUGAGUUUUUAUCCACCAUCAAUUAAUGGUGCAUCUUUUACUUUGAUUGGAUUCAGUAAAGGUUGUGUCGUUUUGAAUCAGCUGCUUUUUGAAUUGAAAGAAGCCAAGAAAGACAAGAACAUAGAUGCUUUUAUCAGAAGCAUAAGAACGAUGUACUGGCUGGAUGGUGGUCAUUCUGGAGGAAGCAAUACUUGGAUAACUUAUCCAGAAGUCUUGAAAGAAUUUGCGCAAACAAAGAUUAUCGUUCACACCCAUGUCACACCUUACCAAGUAUGUGAUCCUAUGAGAUCUUGGAUUGGAAAGGAGCACAAGAAAUUUGUCCAGAUACUUGGGGAUUUUGGUAUGCAGGUAACUAGUCAAAUUCAUUUUGCAAAGGAAGCUCCUUCCAUAGAGAAUCACUUCAGGGUUCAUGAAGUAUUUUGAGACCACAAUAAUAGUAAUGUACUUGUUGUGUGGAAAAACAUAAGCACUUUGAAUGAUGUAAGUUCAGAUAAUAAGAUGUAAUUCAUAGAUGCAUUGUCAGUUUGGGGGUGGAGGAGGAUGUACACAUUCCCAAAAUAUAUGUGCAAUAUAGUAUUUCUUGCUUGUGAAUGUGAGUUUUUAAUUUGAGUUAGAAUUAGUUAAUUUGAAAUAGAAAAAGGUGGUUUGUGGUGAUCCUAUGAGAUUUAAGUCUUAAAAAUGAAAGUUAUAGUCCUAACAAAAAGUAACUAAAAUUUUUAUUGUUGGAAAUAGUUGAUUUUCUCAGUAAUAUUUUAAACUAAUUUUGGUGACAUUUUAACAGUAAAUUGCUAUUUUGGCACUCAAAACUUAAGACGACACACUUCAUUUUUCUUCAAAGUAAAGGCACACUGACUGAUGUUUUUAAUCAUUUUGGAAUAACUGCACCCUUACUCUUGUGUUUUGUAAACUUAUGGAGUUAAACUUUAAUGGAUCACCAAAUGUUUUUUCCAGAGUCAAAAUGUGCUUGUUUCCAAAUGUACAAGAACAUGAAAUAGUGUAAAGUUGUUUUUCUAAAAAAUAUUACAUGUAAGCACUGUGGCUUGCUUUUUAAUUGACAGUUUUUAAUUGGUUACUUUGGAGAAGACAUUUUAGGGUUUCUUGAAUCUUGGCCAAAAAUCAGUUGUUUUGGGAAAUUAGUAUAAAUUAAGCAUAAUUAUGUAUUUUGGUUAAAAAUAUAUUACAGACUAGAUUUCAAAUUUCGUUUUAUUAGCUUUUUGAAAAAGAUCAACUUAGGUAAAAUAAAUAUCUCGUGCUCUAUUUGUUAGUGCUCUAUUGAAAAGGAGACAGAUUCCACAGAGCUAAAUCAGUGUUUCUCCAGAAGCAUGAUUUUGUCUGCCAAAAGAAAAUAGCUCUCUUUGGCCAAAAUGCAAAAUUAUAUUGCUAUAAGAAAAGUUACAAGGGAAAGUUUGAAGGCACAAAUGAUUUAAUUUUGGCUCAAAAACUGAAUUUGCUUAACACUGCUACAUAAUUUGGGUAAAGUUUCCUUCUGCCCGUUUUUCUUGACCUAGAUAAAUACAUUUUGAGAAACUAAGAUUUAAUGAAUGUCAACCAACAUUGAAACAUAGCUGUGUGAUUACAAUAAAAAUGAGCAGUCAUUUUUUUGUUCAUUAAUAAUUAACUUUUACAAGUCAUGAAAUAACUGAGCAAAGAAGUGUAACAUCUGCUUUAGGACUGCAAUAAAACCCUGAAGCUUAAUAUCUUAAUGACCCAGAGGACCUAAAUUUAUUAAAUAUUAUAGAAUAAAAAUGUUAACUAAUUUCUUGGUUCUUGGAAUUAUAUUUUAAUGACUAUAAAUACGUUCUAAAUAUUCAGAUACUCAUGAGAAAGGAUUCUUACUUAUCAAGUGCUUAAAAAUAACAUCCUUUUUUUGGUGUUCUAACAAUUCUGUAAACUAAACAGUAUCUCUAAAU